AUGGCCUCAUCUCCCUCUCCAGCGUCGCCUGUUCCUGGCAAUCAAUCAUCCGAGACGCACGCGGGCAUCCCGCAGACCCUCUGGAGCCUGCGCGUGCCCCUCUACAUCACCCGCAAGGCGGCACCCAGCACCCCCUUCAUCACCUCUGUCCCGCGCUUCAGCUACCUGGCGCAGCUCUUACCGAGACUGUCGGCCUUUUUUGGGACCCCCUGCAGCAGUUUCCACCAUGAAGAGGUCCAAAUGCGGAACCUGACCGUCGGCCUGCUCGUCGAUCUUUACCAGCCUGAGCUGCCAUGGAAGCUGCAGGUCGGCGACGGUGACGAAUGGGAUAUUGGGGACACGUUUCUCAACGGCGUCAAGGAGGCAGACUUCGUGCGCAACGGCAACGCGAAGCAGAUCAUGAGCCUCUCAAAGGAGCAUACCACCGCUCUUUGGAACGCCGUCCAAGAUAACGACUACGCCUCCUUCUCUAAGGUCAACUCGCAGCUCCUGAACCCGCCGACACCGCUCAAACACGUCCCAAUUCGCAUCUACAUCCCCUCCUCACCGCCAGGUCCCUCCACCGGCGGGGCCUCGGCGGCGGCGGCGGCGGCAGCGGCACCUGGCAGCUUCAGGGUGAUGCAGUCGCUCGUGCCCCCUCGGUCGGCAAAUCGUAGCCCACAGACCCUAGGCCCCGUCUUGCGUGGCAUGCUGCCGUCGCUUUUCCCCAGCAGCCGAGACCCGGUGCUGGCCAAUGUCGUCCUGCACGGCGCGCCGGUGCCAUUUUCUGCGCCGCUCGAGGAGCUGAUGCGCGAGGCGGCCUAUCCUGACGGGUGGCUUUGUCUGAUCAUCACCCUGUUGUGA
This is a messenger RNA of Diaporthe amygdali, 843 nucleotides long. Its product is annotated as tg5 protein. The record is from RefSeq and is a predicted model, not a curated record. Gene Ontology annotation, biological process: autophagy of mitochondrion; autophagosome assembly; C-terminal protein lipidation. Gene Ontology annotation, cellular component: cytoplasm; Atg12-Atg5-Atg16 complex; phagophore assembly site membrane. NCBI's taxonomy places the organism in Eukaryota, Fungi, Ascomycota, Sordariomycetes, Diaporthales, Diaporthaceae. The transcript is spliced from 4 exons. Bases 1 to 843 code for a protein of 280 amino acids.